Styela clava is the source of this 7429-nucleotide messenger RNA. The record is from RefSeq and is a predicted model, not a curated record. Lineage: Eukaryota; Metazoa; Chordata; Ascidiacea; Stolidobranchia; Styelidae.
AAUAUAUUUGUGAAAUCUCUGUUUCUAGGUUCCUUACUGUACAGUUCCAUUUCUCAUUGUAAUUUAUUUAUUUAUUCAUUGUCCGCAGACAUGGAUUUAAAAAUUAUACUUGUUGCUAUGACGAUGGUUGCUAUGAUUCAUUGUGAGGAUUGCAACACCGAGCUUUCUGAAACUUCUGGAGUGAUAGUAUCGGGGAAAUACGGACAUGGCAUCAACUGUUCUUGGACAAUAACUGCUCCGAAAGGAAACUACGUCAAACUGGAAUUCAACAAGGAAAAGUUUGAUGUCAUCAGCAAGUUCAUGUCUUGUAGCCACGACUACGUACAAGUGUUUUACGACUCCGCUAUCCCGAGCCCACACAUCCAAACUUUCUGCAAAUCGUUCGGAAAUAAAUUUGUCCCAAAAGACGCGAUAACAAGCACAACAAAUGUUCUUGUCAUCAGACUUAUCAGCGAUAAGUUUUUCAAAAACGGGGAGGGAUUCGAAGCAAAAUACACUGUUGUGGAUGAGUUUGGCGAACCGAUUGCACCUGAAGAGACAGAAGGAGGUUUUGAUGAAGAUGACUGGGGAGAGGAUACCACGAGCUCAAGCACAACAACUACCGCACCCACGACGACGCCUACAGCAUCUUCAACCACCACAACUGCUAGUACAUCUGCAACAACUACCUUGAUAAGCAAAAUCAUUUCUUCAACUACUGCUAGUACCAAGGGAGGGGAAAGUGCCUCUAAAAGCUCAACAUUGCCAAGCGGUGGUGAUGACGGAAUAUCCGGAAAUGCAGGAGCCAUGUCUGGAGCCGUCAUUGGUGGAAUAGUCGGGAUCGUAAUAUUGAUCUUUGGAAUCCUGCUCAUUGUCGCGUUCGUUCAUUGGAAACGAAACAAAAAUAAGAGAAUCAAUUUGAGCGUCAUCGAAACACCCGACGGCAAAUCCUUGAUCAAUGACAAUAAAAUUUACAAAAAGACGAAUUAUAAGAAGGUUCAGCAAGAUGCAGAGACAACAGAGACAUUUCCACUGUAAAAAAUAAGUGGUAAAAUAAACCUAAAUUAGUAGUACGCCCGGAAGAGGCUGGCCAGAGACUGUACCCAAGAAUAUUGCUGAUAUUCGAAAAAUGCUUUUUAAUAAUAAAUAAUUUUUGCGAUAAUCGUGCAUUUUGACGUUUUUUUACAAAGUAAUCAAAAAAUUAUGAUCGAGAUUUAAUAAUUUUUUCCUCCUCCCAUUGACUUGAAAAAGACUGUACAAAAAUGCUCCCUCUCUAUUUUAAAAAACUGUAAAAUCCUGCAUCAAAAUACCGAAAAAUACCGGAAUAUACCGGAAAAUACCGGAAUAUACCGAAAAAUACCGGAAUAUACCGAAAAAUACCGGAAUAUACCGGAAAAUACCGGAACCCCCUUGACCCAAGAAAAAAAUCUCUGGCCUCCCUUUUCCUAUGAACCCAAAAUUUAGAAAAAUUCUUGUCUGGUAUGUUAUCUUCGUAUCAUGUACGGCCACACAAAUUAUUUUUAAUGGCCAUUUAUGAUCCGGUGAAAAUUUAUCACACAAAGUUAUAUUAUAUGCAUCCAUGUGAAAUAAGUGUCUGUAUGUGUUUUUUAUGUGAAAUUGCUUUGAUUAUUUUACCCCCACAUUUUUUAUUCUCAUAGUCAGAAAAACCAUCUUUAUUAGAUUAAUAUUUUUGUCAUUAUCUUGGAGAGCAAAUCUGAGAAGUUUUUUUGAGAAGAAGUUCAGUUGUAAGUCGUGAAUUAGUUUAAAAUAUAACAAACCUAUAUUGGUGUGAAAACAUAGACUCCGAAAUAAUUUGGCCUAAAAUUGUUCACAGGGCAAAAUGAAUUACAUAGUUUAAUUCAUGAAGAAUACGGUCCUUUGAAAAAUAUCAAUCUUUUUUAUGUUUUGGGGUUCAAUGCGUACUGAGAACUCUUAAAUUUUCAUAAAUCACUCUUUUAGAUGCAAAAUAUCCAUUUUAAAUAAGAAAAAUCACUUUUCUACAAACCUCACUAGACAAUUAUGAUUACACAAUGUUGAAAGAUGAUGUAACAAUGAAUCAGAAUCAAUGCAGUUGCCCAUGGUUUGUUACGUCACAAAUAUUUCUAAAGCCAUUUGUUACAAUAAGCCUCUAGGGCAUACACAAAAGUACGCUUCAAAAUAUCGCUAGAUUGUAGUUUGUGUGUGUGUAGUGCUUCUUGUAUUACAAAUAAUGGUACUCCCUCUAUAGUAUGUGUACCAGGUUAGGGCAUAAGUUUAUUCCGAUUUUCCUCAUUUUAGUUCUCUUACGGGUUCGGGGACUGUCUGUGUUAGCUUAGUGAAUAUACCAUUCCCCCUGCCUAUAGGUUUCAGUCCCAUAUAUGAAUUGAUGUAAAAUAUGCGAACAAAAUUAGUUACCUCCAAAUUGGUACACACACUUGUGACUUGUGGAGCGCCCAAAAAAUAGGGUGGUUGUAAAUUUUUGAAUUGUAAAAUAAAUUAUCGAUACUAUUUACAGUUUGUGGGCUUCUACUGGUGUAUUAAAUGAAGUAAAAUUCCAAUCAAUUUAAUAAUUGAUUCAAUUCAAUAAUUAACCAAUUCUAUUAGGUAAAUGAUUGGCUUUAGGAACAAAUUAGUGAGGAAUUUGGAAAGUAAGUUUGUGUGAUCUUUGUUUGAGCGAAUCUCGACAAAAUUGUCUGCGUCUUACAUCGAAGUCAUGGUUAAUUCAAAAACCGUUGAUUUAGACAAAUUGAAACAAAAAUCAUUGCGCACAAAGACGUCGUUAUAAUCAAUCUAUGAGAGCGAAUGCUUCGCUCUAGGAACAAUUUAUUGAGAAAUUCUGAAAGUGAUUGCGUGCAGCCUUCACUUGAGCAAACGUUCAUAAAAGUUGUCUGCGUCUUAGUCUGCUUAUUUCAAAAAACGUUAAUUUAAUAAGACAAAUUACUCAAAUAUCAUGGCGUGACUCAAGCCUAAAACGACGUUGUUUUAAUCAAUUUAGACAGGAAGUUACAUCAUCCAGGUAUUUCCUAAGCUGUAUGUUAAUCAUGGUUUCCGUGGUUACUGAUUCGCUCUAUCGCACAGAUUGUGAUGUAUUAUAAGAAGAGUUUUCUUCACAAUAUGAACCAAAAAUUUUCUUUUUUAUCAUGUUGAAACGCCCAUGUGCUACAUAGAUCGUAAAAACAUUGUUAAAAAUAAUUAGUCUAUUGAAUGUCAGAAUACACUUCAUUCUGAAUUAAAGAUAAUUGAAAUUCUUAAAUGAAGUAUUGAGAAUCAAUCCCAAAUGUAAUACAUGGAUAUCCUGUAUUGUUCUUCAUAACAAUAUACAGGGUGUCCAUAAAGUCCUUUUACAAUUUCAAUUUUGUUAAAAAGUCAGUUCUCAAUAUAUCUCAACCAGGGUUGUUGUUUUUUCAAUCAGUAAUUGUUCAAGUAUUUUUACUUCAUUUAAUACAUCUGUGAGGGCCAAAACAAUAUAUGGUAUCGAUAAAUUCACUUUGGAAUUUGGAAUUUUUUUACGGCUGUAUGGACACCCAAUAUAUUACCAAACAUGGUAGGAAAAACACUGGAAUUAGCUCUGUGGUGAUUCAUCUAAAUUAUAUUCGUUAUCUGGCUAUUUGUCUAAAUUUAGUUUAUUUUAUGUCACAUCAUAAACCAUGGUUUGGGGUAUUUUUGGCGAUGAAUUAUGAUGAAAUGAUAUAAAUGAAUUUGUGGUCUUCUGUGAUGUAUUAGACUUGAUGUCUGAUAUAGCGUUGCCCAAGGCAGAUCGAAAAUAAAUAUAUUCGAUAUUUCUAGUUUUGUACAUUUAGGAAGAUUUUUGAAAUAGCUUCAUUUGAAGAACUAUCAUUUUGAUCAAUUAAAGACUCACAGUGUGGCCGUGGAAAACCUUUUUUAAAUUUUGAGAUCGAUACGCUGCAUUGAACAGAGUUGUAAAAUAAAAAUUAAAUGGUUUUCCUCUUCUAUCAUUACUUUUUCCACAUUUGUUUGACGGCCGACUCUUAAAAAAAAAAAUUCAAUUUUCUUAGACCAUUUUAAAUCUUAAUGUUCAUAAACCAUAGCCGUUAAUAACAACCUUUUCUCCUUACACCCCACCCUAGUAUGCCACACCUAAAUACACAAGAAAGCUAUUGAUAUUGCUAAAAGGUUUUUUAACCAUUAGUACGUGACGUCUGAAUUAACUAGUCUGAAUAUUCCUAUAAUAGGUAUACCCUUGACUGACUAAUAACAGCAGAUGACAAGUUUUUACGCUGUGAUAAUUCCCAUAUAUAUAUAUAAUUACUAUUGAGCAAUGCUUCGAUACAAAUAUAAAAUAAUAAAUUAAAUUUACCAGAAAGUAAAAGCAGUAACUAAACUUUUUGGUUAAAUAAAAAAACAUGCGACCCAAGAUAGCCACCGUUAUACUGCUAUGCAUUUGAUACUUUGUGUCUUCAAAUGCUGAUGCACUCCAAUACACCAAGUUAUACACAUUAGAGUUCACGAUAUCUGUGUGAAAGUGUUAGCUUUAAAAAUAUUGCAAUUCAAGAAAAGUUCCGUAGUUUUUCUAUAUUAUGAAACAGCACUUCUUGUUUGAAUUCCUAAAUUUUUAUUGUGUUUUAUUUAAAAUAUGGAGAAUAUUGGGGGGGUGCUUAGUUUUUUUUUCCUAUGUACUCCCCCCAUGUGACUCAGCGAAUCUGAUAUAAAGAAAUUAAAAUUGUCCAUCACGAUUAUUUGUUUUUUCCUUGUCCUGACGAAGUCAAACGUUUUCUAAAUAUAGAUUAAUAUGUUGCUGGGAAACCUCUUUUAUUCCUAUUGUGAACAAAUAAUCUCAAUUGUCGCUUCAUAAACGGAGCCAAUAUGUUUUAUGAGUCAUGAAUCAUUGUUCAAUUUGCUUUGUCAUCUCUCACUAUGAACAUAAAAUAAAUAUUAUUGAGUUAUAUUCAGCUUAAAUGCUAAAUUUACAUCUGGGAUUUGAGUUAACAUGGGGAAGUAUAAAAUAUUUUUAUUAACAUCUUAUUCAGUUAGAAAUGCAAUGUCAUUCGCACUUUUAUAUCUUCACCUCAAAAACAUAGUUCACAAAAUUAAAAUUUUUAAUUAAUAAACCAGAAAUUGUCAAAAAUUGUAAAUAAUUAUUUGAAAUCAUUCUUCAAAUUUCAAGUUAACGCCGUUCAAAAAAGUUCCAAAUUUGUAGUAUUUAUUAAUCACAGCUUUGCCAUAAUUUAUCGUUUGCUCGUCACUAGAGGUCGCUAAAGAAUUAAAAUGGUCAUUCUUCAGUUACAUUUCCCAUGUUGAGCUUGGUUAACUUUGUUCAUUCAAUUAUUUUAUUUCUACUUGAUCUAUGCUGGCCUGAAAAUGCAUCUGAUUAAUUUGUUUAAAUAUUAACAUUUUAAAUAUUUUUGUGUAAAAUUCAUGACAUUUUCGUAUUGUUUUUCACCUAUAUUUUUGGUUUUGACACAACCUACCGGUGAUGGUACCAGGGCCAUCCAUUUCAAAAGUCAUUUUCAGUCAAUUUCCACAGUGUAAAUUUUGUUCAAUAUGUUUGAAAAAUUAUUAAAUUAAGUCCAAUAAAUAUAAUAACAUCUGAAUUCAUGUAACUUUGACAACAUCUUAUUUAUUACUAAUAUUACGAUCCUGAAUGGCUAUGACCAUGUUUUCUAGUGAGAAAUCGAAAGCCAUUUUUCUUUAAUGAUCUAUAUCCAGUAAUAUCACUUUUAUCACAAAGGGGGUUCUCAAACCUUCAUUCUCUCGUUUGCCCCCAGUGAAAUUUAAAGGGAAAUCCCCCCCCCCAUUUCAAUGAUAUAAUAGUAUUGCUUUUCACAAUGGCUUUGUUGAAAAUGAGAAGUCCAUAUAAACAAAAAUGCUUUUUAAACACGAAUAUUGAUUAUUACAACUUCCUUCAGCCAUUUGUUUUUAUUGAAAAAUUUCAACCUCUUGACCUUUUAAGAGCUGAGAUUAAGUUUUAAUAUUAUUUAUAAUUACCCCCUUCCAUAUGUUGGUCGAAACAUUUAGUUUCCAUGUUAAUUACCGUGAAAAAUGUUGAUUUUACUGAAUAUUUCCAAAUGUUUUUGUACAGAAAUUAAAAAUUUUUUGUGAUGAUUUUUGUGAAAUUUGUCUCACUGUGUAUUUGACCUUGCUUUUUAUGAAUGACCUUGAUUUCAAAAUAUAUGACUUUAAAAAAUUAAUCGAUGUUUGAACCGGUAUUUCUCAAAUUUUUGUGAUGCGUGGCCCUUUUCAGGAAACUUAAAAAAUUUGUGAUCUUGUUUUUCCUUGAAAAAACACUAUUUUGCUUUUAAGCGUUACCAUCUGUUAUUUUGGAGAAUCCAACAAAUAAUUUACUUUAAAUGUAUGAAGUCAUUGCAUGUGGCAUCUAGUAAUGGCUCCCUAACCGCCCGGGGGGACUUAGUUUGAGAAACACUAGGUUUAAACAAUUAUUUGUAUAUUCCAUUUUUUACAAAUUCCUAAUAAUUUUGCACCAAAAUUUGUGCUACAUUUUAUAAAGUGCUAACUAUUUGAUUAACGACCCAAAAAUGUGACGAAAUUUUCUGAUUUUGGGGUUUUUAUUUAUUUUUCAUGCGUGCUGUGCUUAUAUUAACGUAUUUUGUAUCUUACUUUAUUAAUUAUCGCCUAUUGAAUUGGCUAAAAGCUAUUUUACUGGGAUUGCCGCCAUAUAGAUGUAGGGUCCCCGUAGUCAUUAUAGCUUAGUUUAUGGGGGCUUCCCCUUGAUUUUCACUGGGAUGAAAUAUCAAAUUACCUCCUUCGCAGUUUUGCCAGUAUGGCCCCCAUCUUCGAUUUUUAUCAAAGCAAAAUUCCACUCCCACCUGAUAGGUUGCAAAACCACCCAGGGGUGCAACAAUUUGCUUUGUGCUUAUUUAGCGCCUUUCACGAAUUGUAGAGAAUUUUAUAAAAAGUCUCUGCAACCUCUGAUAAGUACUCCCCUGUACAAGUUCCUCCUAAACAAAGAGCAAAGCCAGGGGGUGUCAGGGUCGGAACCCCCUCCUUUCAAAAUGUAGAAAAGGACAUUAUUCAGUACCACACUUGGAAUUUUUUUGUAGAUUAAAACGCUUUUUUAAAACCCUCAAGACAUUUGAAAACUCAUGUUUUACGGCUGGACCCGAUGGCUGUUUAAGUCCAACUCGGCAAUCAGAAAUUUAAGGACUCUACUUUAAAAGUUUCUGGCUACGUCGCUGCCCCAAACAAGGGUAAUGUGUCAGUUGUUCUUGUUUAUCACCUUGCUCUGAGAUGGCACUCUAAAACUGUCUUUGCAGACCCUUAUUAAGAGAGUAACAUCUGAGUACUCCUUUAACUUUUGAUUGAAUUUUUACUUUAUUGCUUUCUAUUCCUUUGUCGGAGCUGCUAAGCAAUAGCUGUUAUUUAUUUGUCAAAUGUUGGUUGAAAGCAAAAUGCUCACAAUACCAACUCUUGAUAAAUUCCUUGUUUUUAAUUUUAGCUUUUGCUUUUGUUGUUUUUCUCUCAAAUCUUGAAAUAUUAAAAAUUAUUUAUGAAA